Portunus trituberculatus (swimming crab) is the source of this 5006-nucleotide messenger RNA. RefSeq names its product endophilin-B1-like (gene EndoB). The transcript is spliced from 10 exons. Gene Ontology annotation, molecular function: protein binding. NCBI's taxonomy places the organism in Eukaryota, Metazoa, Arthropoda, Malacostraca, Decapoda, Portunidae. The record is from RefSeq and is a predicted model, not a curated record. Gene Ontology annotation, cellular component: cytoplasm. Bases 105 to 1019 code for a protein of 304 amino acids.
GUGAGUGGCAGUCCGCAGUGCCAGACUGUCCGUCGGGUGGAUCGCCUGUCAAUAUUUCUCCACAUUUAUUUUUCUUCUUUCUCGUCAGUUUUUCCCCUUCAGCGAUGGAUCUCAAGAAGCUUGCGGGUCAGGCAGGACAGUUUUUAACCCGUGCCGUCCAGUACACAGAGGAGAAGAUCGGCAGUGCAGAAAAGACAGAGCUUGACCGGCACUUUGAGUCCCUGUCCCUGCAGGCAGAUGCAGCGAGGCAGUGGACCGAAAAGCUGGUGAUUGGAGCUGAGGCUGUGCUCAUCCCCAACCCAGGGAACAGAGUAGAAGACAUGAUCUUUGAGAAGAUUGAAAAGCGCCGUCCAAACAGGCUAAGUAACCUGGAGUACUUAGGAUUGGACAUGGUGCAAGCUGGGAAUGACUUUGGCUCUGGGACACCUUAUGGUUCUGCUCUACUGAAAGUAGGUGGAGCUGAGCAGCGGCUAGGACUGUUGGAGAGAGAGUUUGUGAGUAAUGCCAUCCAGGGCUACCUUCAGCCUAUGAGAAAGUUCCUAGAUACAGAGAUGAAAACAAUUACCAGGGAGAGGCGACUUUUGGAGACUAAGAGACUUGAUCUUGAUGCAUGCAAGAGUCGGCUCAGGAAAGCUCGUUCAAUGGAUGGUCAGUCAUCGCAUAAGGAUGCUGUGGAUCCCAAAGUGUUGGUAGCUCAGCUUCAGGCAGAACAGGAAUUGCUAGAAGCUGAAGCAGAACUGAGGAAGGCUCAGGCAGAUUUUGAUCGUCAAACUGAAAUAACAAAGUUGCUUCUGGAGGGUGUGAGAUCCUCACAGGCUGCUCACUUGCGGCAUCUCAAUGAACUGGUGGAGGCACAGGCGCAGUACUAUGAGCAAUGCCAGAAGGUGAUGACUGACCUGCAAAAGGAAAUGGCCAGUGUCCCCUUCAACCCCUCGGCAGUGGGAGCUUUUGACAACAGUGUCCCAGUUUUCCAAAUAAAUGAUGAAGAAAUUGACUUAAAAUCCCCCUCUUCACCAUAACCCACCCCAGCCUUCCCUACAUAAUCAGGAAUCAGCUGAUCCCUCUUUCCUGCUCCUUCAGCCACUGAUGAUUGUCCCAUUCCUGUCUGUCUGUUUUGUUAGUGGUGUUUCAUGCACUCAUGUUAUGUCUUGGUAGAACAGAAUGUUGAGCUAGGGCUGUUAAGUGACCAGUGAACUGCAAAGUACAUUGCCUGUUAGGAUUAGAUCCACAUGAUGCCUUUAUUGAUAGGGGUAUAUAGUGGCGUGAAUGUAAAUAAUGCAGAAUAGAAAGAUUAUUUUAUGGUGCAAUUGUAUAGGAGUCAUAGAAAUUAUCUAUAUUGCCUGCCUCUUCUUGCAGUUGCUUUAUUUUCAUUUUUGUUGCUUUGAGAGCAGUCAUAUGAUGACUAUUAUUGGCUGAUCCCAUUGACUGUUAUAACAUAUCAAAAUGUAUUGUGAUAUGAAAAUAAGUAUCUUGUUGAAUAUAAAACAUUACUAAUUUUGAACCAGUAAUUCUAAGUUUAAUUUCAACAGAAGAAAAGCAACAAAUGCAUGGCUACAGGUAUUAAUUUGUUUCUUUGUUUUAUUUUUUGCUACAUGUAGACCCUAUAAAAACUUGCCAUUCCUAACCAGUUUCUUGUAUUUAUCAUGUGGACAGUGCAUUUAGUGAGUAUUGAAUAUCUAGAAUAAGACAAAGUCCAUCUAAUAAUAUUGAUGUCAAGACAUCUUACCAGAAUGCUGCCAUUUAACAGCUAUUUAGUUAGCUAUAAUCCAGUAGCAUUAAUCCAGUGCUACUGACUAUUAAUAUUCAUCAGAACUAUGAUCAGGACUGCCUCUAGCCAGUCUCACUGUGACUGAUAUCACAUAGGUUUACUCCAGUAGUGGCACCAUUCAUUAAUAAGAGCAGUCCACAUCACCUCUGUUCUCAAGAGGACUCUGUGCUCACUAACGUUGGAGAUUGUGGUCAUUGCUGUAUUUCAUCUUUCAAGCAUUAUUGCCAGUAGUCUCCUAGAAGCAACUUGGUUGCAAAAUAGAGCAUGAAACAGGAACUGGCAAGUUACAAUAAGAUCCUCAUCCAUAACACUAUUUAGGGAAUAGUACUGAGGAAAAGUCCAAAGUGGCUGCAGAUAAUAUAAGAAACAUCUCUCAGUCUUAGGAAAGCACCUAUUCUCUGUUGUUUUGUUGUGAAUGGGAAAAUAUAUGUCCAGCAAGUGUGUGUACAUACAAACUUGUUAGUCUUCUAUAACACUUCUGUUAUUUGUUGUUUGAAUCUUUGUUAUGAAUAUUCUGAUGUUACUGUGAUGUGUCAACUUCCUGUAGUACAGUAUGGAUAAUGAAUUGUCUAGUGUACUACACUUUCCAAAGUACGUAUUACCAUAAAAAAGUGUAGAAAUUUGUUGAUGAUAGUCAAUAUAAAUUUUGAUGCAUUGUUACUAUUUGUCUGGUUAAUGGUUAUAAAUACUGAUCGUAGUUACAUAACUGAACUUAUUUAUAUUAGAAAUUUACUGUACUUAACCACAACUAAACCCACAUUGCAUAGUCUGCAUUCUUCCAUAGUUGCUACUGUUGUAUUGUACCAAAAACUCCUCUUUGAGCAUCACCUGUAUGGAUUGGCAUGCCAUAUAUCCGGGGCCAUCUGUUUGUUGAAUAUCACUCUAUAGAUAUAUGAUUUACCUAAAGUAAUUGUUUCACAAUUUCUGUACUUAGAAUUGCAAUAAUGACCAAAGUUGUCCUUUGCCUCUCCUUCACCAAGUGAAAUAUUUUCUUUAGUUUUUCAAUGAAUAGCUAUUUAACUUGAUGCAUUUGUUACUGGAUGUGAUGAAUGUAGAUAAUAAUCAGGAUGACACACUUAAUUAACAAAAAAAACGAUCAGUAUCAACAAAUUAGUUUCAGUGUAUAUAUAGGCUUCUUCAUGAAACUAUCAGAUAAUGCCUUAUGCUGCAUAUCCAACUUAAUGAAUCUCAUCAUAAAGGGUCAGUGAAGAACAGUACAGUUUGUAUGUGUGUGUGUGUGUAAUUCACCUCACCUCGGUCGCCUGCUGGUCACCCAGCCAGUCUUCCCCAUUACGGAGCGAGCUCCGUGUGUGUGUGUGUGUGUGUGUGUGUGUGUGUGUGUGUGUGUGUGUGUGUGUGUGUGUGUGUGUGUGUGUGUGUGUGUGUGUACUUAGUUGUUGUAUUUACCUUGUUGUAAUAUGCAAGAAGUGAGCCAUGACUGUUGGAUCAAGUCUCAAUAUUUUGUGUUAUCAAGUUUCUCCUUGAACUAAUGAAUGUUUCUGGCAUGAACUAUCUCCCACUCAAGGUCAUUCCAUGCAUCAGAAUGUCUGUAUGAGAAAUGGAACUUUUGUAUAUCCCUUUUGCAUAUUGCCUUUAGUUUCUUUUUAUGCCCUCUUGAUUCUCUAGAGUUCCACAAACAAGUCAUUCCUGCCAAAAGACUAAUUUAUUCAUUGCUUUGUACGUAUAUCAUUAUCAAGCCACUUUUCUUCUUUUCUGGUCAAUGAUUUAUAUUUCUUUUGUGAUUUUGUUUGAAUGCUUAUGUUAGGAUAAGGUAUUAUGAAUCACCACUCCUGGAUCCUUUUCCUGUUUUGAUUUUUAUUUCUGAUUUUGUAAUUUUAGCUUUGUUGUUUAGAACUUAUCCUCAUCUUUGUAACUUUGCACUUUUUGGUGUAAAAUGUCAUCUCCCUCACCUUGUUCUAUUCACAAACUAUAUUUGCUUUCUUUGGCUUUUGAUAGCCAGUUACCUCAUCAAUCCACUAGUUACUUCUCCCCUUUUACCCAUUCACAUAUUUGUUAUCUUGAUACCAGUAUCAUGUGGCUGUCUCUUAAAUGAUCUUCUAUCCAUCUCCUUCAAUUCUGGACAAUUUUUUUUUACACUCGUAUAAGAAGGAGGGUUCUCACUAGAAUUUCAGUCCUUUGGACGUCAGACAUGCCAUCAAACAUCUUGUAACACUUUCUAGCAAAUGUUGUUGCCAGCACAAUAGCUGUUUUCCAGCUUGAGCAUAGUCAAUGUGUUGCUGUCUUCUGAGUUGCUCUUGAUGAAUGCCCAUAGAGAAACUGUAAGAUUCAAAUCAGGUUAAUUGCAGGGCCAGUCCUUCUGAAAUGAGUUGAUGUUCUCUUUCAUCCAGCUCAGUAUGGCACUUUCUUGGCAUGAAACACCAUUGUCUAUGAGUCAGUGCAUCUUCUCAAAGUUAUUCUCUAGGUUGUCAUUAAGCAGUUCACUGUAUCUGUCUAUGUUCAGUUGUAUUUCAUGGUAACACAAGGCUGCCAGUCCCUUAGUAUCCAAAGCAGCCCCAAACCAUGAGCCUACCUGGAAAUUUAACAAUUGGAAUGCAGUACUUUAGGUUAAGAGCCGUUGCAUAUAAUGAAAUAGCUUUAAUAUAUCUACUUUUAUCAGAAAAUCCAGAUUAUAGUAGAUCAUUCUGCGUUCUUUUUCAUAUUUUAAUUGUGUUUCUACAUGUUACAGUAAGUCUGCUCCUUGAUCUUACCUAAUUCUUUUUAUUACUUCAUUAUUUGUCCAUUAAACUCUUAAUUGCAUCUUUAUUAAAGCACAUCUAUCUAUUUCACCCCUAAAUACAAAACCCCUGCAAAAAUUUUAAAAGUUCCAUAGCUUUAUCUGUAAUAGUUAUUAGCCUUUCUCUCUGUAACUCCUCCAUCUCCUCCACUCUCCAUUGACAGCCAUGUCUCAAUACUGUAUGGCUACAUGUAUCCACAGGAUGGUGGUAAUCCACCUCAUGUACAGUAUCGGUUAAUCUAAAGUUUAUUAUAUAUCCCUCAUGUGAUUUGUGAUGUUCAUGAAAUACAUAAAGUGAUGAUUAUAGGUAAUUGCCAGAGAGGAACUACAAUGUAAGUGUGAAUUAAUGUUGCAGUUAAACUAUUUAUUAUUUAGUGCAGGUGUAGCAACAUGCUAAAAGCCAAGAAAUUAUUUGUAAUUUAUAGAUUAACAUCACAGUAUAGAAUGGAAUAUUAAAGGUGGUUUUAAGUAGUAGGUAUUUUGAAAAUCAAAUGCUGAAUAACC